AUUUUUAAGCUUCAAUUUCAAUCGGAACACAAAAUUUUUUAUUAUAUUUACACUAUUCUCCACAAAAAUCACCAUUCAAAUUCGAUGUAAAAAUCUAUGGAAAUUUUCUGCGCUUCACCGGAUUUCAGCAUAUGCUGUACUCUUCACACGCACAAAUCACCGUAUGUUCCGUCUCAUUCAAUUUUUAAUUCUCACAUAAACACAAAGCGCACCAAUGUGCAUUUCACUUCUGAACGCGUUGAGAACAUUACGGAAACUGAAACGGCGAAGUGAAAAAUCAGCCAGCGAACCAUCCAUUUUGCGUUUCGUCCGCUACUUUGUCAGCCAUCUUUAUGUAGAGUUGCAUGGAUUGAAAUUUGAUGGACUUGGGUUAUCCACUUAUCUUAUAAGGAAGUUGCAAAAGAAAGGUAUUUCCACCAGAUAUGAAUUGCUCAUUACAAGUAAUGCGGAAUUAAUGGAAAUUACGGGUCUUACGGAAGCCGCCAUAUUGGAGUUAAAAGAAAAACUUGGAAAUGACUACUUCCACCUUCAGCAAAAUAAUUUGAAUAAUUGGAAAGCGUAUACCAAAAUUUAUAACACCGGUAUUGAAAAGUUAGAUAUUGUGUUGGCUAAAACACCGUUGAAAACUGGCAGUGUAUGGGAAAUAUGCGGCAAGUCAGGCGUUGGCAAAACUCAAUUGUGCCAUACAAUUGCUUUCAAUUUCGCGGUACAACCUCAAGGCACAGUCUUAUAUAUAGAUACAAAAUGCGACUUCUCUGGUACGCGCAUCAUGGAAAUGCUACGCUGCCGUCAUGUGGCAAAUAAUAUUUGCGGACGUAUAAUGCAAGAUAUUUUAGUUGAGCGCACAGGCACUGCCGAAGGUUUGUGCGCCAUAUUGAAAAAGCUUGAUUUGCAAUUGAAUGCUGGUGCUGAUGCUGACGGCGGUAAAAUAAAAUUGGUUAUCAUCGAUGCAUUACCGGCUGUAUUUUUUACAUAUCGCAGCGAAGCGGAUUGUCUUAAAGGAAAAUAUUUGCUGGCAAAACUAAACAAUUUAGUUUACCAAUUAUCUAAAGAGCACCACAUUGCUUUCAUAUACGUUAAUUUGUUAGUCAACAUUGAGGAAGAGCAACAAAUAAAUGAAGAUUUAGGUAAUGAAGAAAUGAGCGAACCAUUUGAAAUGAUAGUCGCGCCACUAAAUCCAGCUGGCUGUGUAGGCAUGCGUCCAGCUCUGGGUGAAUAUUGGAAUCGCGCACCGCACUUACGCUUAUCAUUGGAAACGCCAAUAGACAACAGCUCAAUAACAAAUGAACGCAUAUUGAGAGUAACUCGGAGUUGCUACACAGCCGUAGGCGCUACUUGCAAUCUACAUAUCACAACAGCGGGUGUUUCUUAAUUUAAAAUUAAUUUAUUGUAAGGAAGCAAAAGUAAGUUUUUUUUUUGGAUUAGCAACACACAUGUAUUUCCAAAAUCUUUUAAGACUACCCGUCUGUAAGAAUGCUGAAAUAUAACGUCUACCAGAAAUUAAGAUUGCUAUCUAAGAGAUUGAGAUAAGAACUACAGUAUUCACCAUAAAAACAACAAUUUGUUGCAUAUCAGAAGACCAGUUUGUGGUUCAAGUGCUGUAAAUUAAACAUAAAAAUGCUACUAAAAAUUAAAGUAAAUCAUUCCUAAGGCUUCUUGGGUUUCGGUUUCAUACGUCGUACUCUUCGAGGUUUUAUGUGUGCUAGUAGGCGAUUUCUAAUAUGCAUCUCCUAACACACAAUUGCGGUCACAGCCACAGCUGUUGACAUAUAAAAGUAUCCCGAAAUUAUUUGUUGUAGUGUUGUUUGAGACAAAGUGUGGCUUGAACUUUAUAGUUGCAAAAGUAGUGUUAUACACAUUCUUCAAUUAUCAUGUGCAAAUAAUGAUUUCGUCUUAUGCUUGGUGUUCGCUGCACAGUGUUAUUCAGUGUAUUCUAAUCUUUCGCGGCGGCAAGUUAUGCGCUUAAUAGUAGCACUCUCUUAUUUGAUUUAGUAACGGUAGAACAGUUAGUUAGCAUUUCAAAAUAAUAGUGCUUUCAACUUGGUAAUAUUUUUUGUUUGAAGUGUAAGCCAAAAUGUCGCAUGCUAUACCGCAAUUAAUGGAAAAUGGAAACGUUUUACAAUCAUGCGCGGUACUUAAAGUUGCUAUUAUUGGCGGUGGUUUGGUCGGCUCAUUAGCCGCACUCAGUUUCGCACGACGCGGUCACGAGGUACAUUUAUAUGAAUAUCGUGAGGAUAUACGCACCGCGGAGCUGGUACAAGGUCGCAGCAUUAACUUAGCGUUGUCGCAACGUGGCCGUAAAUCACUAGCCGAGGUAGGGCUGGAGCAGGAGGUGCUCGAAACAGCGAUACCCAUGCGUGGACGCAUGUUGCACGAUAUCAAAGGCAAUUGUACGGUGGUACUGUAUGAUCCCUGUACAAAUCAGUGUCUCUACUCGGUGGGGCGAAAGUAUUUAAACGAAGUGCUAUUGAAUGCGGGUGAAAAAUUUCCCAAUAUUCAACAACAUUUUGAACAUAAGCUGCACUAUGUGAAUUUGACGGAGGGUCGCAUGGAAUUCAAGCGCGCAUCCACAAAAGAAAUAGUAGAAGCCUCCGCCGAUUUGGUUAUAGGCUGUGAUGGCGCCUUCAGCACAAUCCGUCAACAAAUGGUCAAAGCACCUGGCGUCAAUUAUUCGCAAGAGUACAUCGAACAUGGUUAUUUAGAGCUUUGCAUACCAGCGAAGAAUGGCGAGUUCCAAAUGCCUGAGAAUUACUUGCAUAUCUGGCCACGUGAUGCUUUCAUGAUGAUUGCACUGCCCAAUCAAGAUAAAUCUUUUACAGUUACGCUAUCGAUGCCAUUCAAGGUGUUCGACACCAUACGCACCACUGAAGAAUUAUUAAGUUUCUUCCAAAAAUACUACGCUGAUGCAGUGCCACUGAUUGGCGAGGAGCAACUGGUUAAGGAUUUCUUUAAAAUGCGACCACAACAUUUGGUUUCGGUGAAGUGUCAUCCCUACCAUUAUGGCGCCAAGGCGCUCAUUCUCGGCGACGCUGCACACGCUAUGGUGCCCUACUAUGGCCAAGGUCUAAAUGCCGGCAUGGAAGAUUGCACUUUGCUUAUGUCGCUCUUCAAUCAGCCUAAUCUAAGUACCGCCGAAAUAUUGGAGCAAUUUACCGAGUUGCGUUGGCGCGAUGCGCAUGCCAUUUGCGACCUGGCCAUGUACAAUUAUGUCGAGAUGCGUGAUCUUACGAAACGCAUUAGCUUUCGCUGCCGCAAAUGGCUUGACACACAGCUAUUCCGUUUGUUCCCCAGCGUUUGGGUGCCGCUCUACAACAGCGUCUCCUUUACUAGCAUGCCGUACAGCAAGUGUAUUGCUAAUCGCAAAUGGCAGGAUAAGCUACUGAGUAAUGUGUUCAUUUCUGCGUCGUUGGCGCUUGUGUCUAUAAGCAUUUCAACAUAUUUUGGCGUUUUUUAAAUCAGUUACUUUUAAUUCAUGCAGUUUCUAGUUAUUAUAUAAGAAUUACAUGCUGCUUCCUAACAUUCGAAGGUAUUAGUUGCUUUGUUUUUAUUUUGUCUUACGUAGAGUUUGUAGAAAAUAGUGCAUGUGUGGCUUGCUGUGUAGUUUAUUGACAUUUACAAUAACAUAUUUAACAUACAAAUCCAAGUCAAAUUUCAUGAAGAAAUCUUGCCAAAUAAAAAAGUUUUCGAUACAAGAA
This is a messenger RNA of Bactrocera oleae (olive fruit fly), 3695 nucleotides long. RefSeq names its product Kynurenine 3-monooxygenase cn (gene cn). Gene Ontology annotation, molecular function: kynurenine 3-monooxygenase activity; FAD binding. The record is from RefSeq and is a predicted model, not a curated record. Lineage: Eukaryota; Metazoa; Arthropoda; Insecta; Diptera; Tephritidae. Gene Ontology annotation, cellular component: mitochondrial outer membrane. Gene Ontology annotation, biological process: quinolinate biosynthetic process; L-tryptophan catabolic process.